Caenorhabditis auriculariae is the source of this 4757-nucleotide messenger RNA. NCBI's taxonomy places the organism in Eukaryota, Metazoa, Nematoda, Chromadorea, Rhabditida, Rhabditidae. The record is from the annotation of a GenBank genome assembly.
AUGGUUCGUUCGCAUAUGUUUAAAUUUGAAAAUUUGAAAAAUUUAGGUAUCCGAUAUUGAUCCAGAAACAUCCAAAAAUCACUUGGAAAAUGGUGAAAAUGGCACGAAAUACGAGAAAAAGCCGAAUAUUAUCGAAAAAUCCUUCACAAGUGAGUUUACUUUCAAAUUUUCUACAUAAAACUUCAAAUUUCAGCAACGAUCAACAGUUUUUCCAACACAUUUGCUCAGUUGGAACGAAUUUUCGGGUUCCUUGUCAAACCUGUAGUUAUUAUUGGCCUGUUAGUGCUUUAUCAUGGGUUUCUAGGUGAGAAUAUUUUUUCUGACUCAAAAAUUUUUUUUUUCAGUCGCCGCAGGGAUUCACAACUUCCGAAAAGCGGCCCCUUUAAUUUAUAUAACAUUAUUUUUCUGGCUUUGUUUUAUAGUCGUGUUUAUUGUUGAUUCGGAGCUUUUUCAAAGGUUUUAUGCGAGAUUUACGGCGGCAGCAGAGAGGAAACUGUCGCGGCUGCGGUUCGCUUCAGUGUGCGUUUUUUUGAGGACAUUUUGCUUUAAGAAAAUAUUGAUCAAGUAAAAAGUAGAUUUUUUUAAGGCUUUGAAGCUUUUUGAAAAGCAAAAAAAAUCAAGAAGAAUGCCGUAGAACAAAUUUUUCGGGUAAAUGAAACUUUUUUCGAAUCCAAAAUCUAGAAAAAUCGAGUUUUUUGAGCUGACAAAUUAGUUUAAAAUUGUGAUACCUGAGGCUAAAUUUGAGAAAAUUCCCUAGAAAUGGAUUAUUGCAGGUUUUUUUCACUUCACUUGAAAAAAACAUUUUUAUUUUUUUGAAAAAAAUGAUUUUUUUCAAGUUUUUGGAGCACACGAAAUAGCAGAAAUGUUCAAAAAUCGACAUAAAUUUUGAAAAAACAAUUUUUUUUUUCAGUAUCUAUAAUAUUUCUCUACUCAUCGCCGUCAUAGCCUUGCUAAUAAUCGACACGAUUUCCGAUCCUUCAAGAUUACGUGGCCUGGCCGGUUAUGCAUUUUUCCUCGUCAUCAUGUUCCUUUUCUCAAAUAACAAGUUGAAAGUAAAACUUCAAAGCUGAAAUUUUCAAUCAAAACAAAGUUACAGAUAAACUGGGGUACUGUAGUCUCAGCAUUCAGUCUGCAUUUUCUCGUGGCCUACCUCAUACUCCGUUGGAAUACGGGAAAAUGGCUAUUUCAACAUAUUGCUCAGCUUAUUGUCAAGUUUCUGGACUACGCUCAACAAGGUUGGUUAUUUCCAAUGUCGCUCAAGGUCGGGCGCACAUUUAUAAUUAGUAAUAGAACUCAAAAAAACUUUCUACUUACAAGGUUGGUUAGAGCGUCAAAAAAUUUCUGUAAAUCAUGAAAAAGCAGGUUUUCUUCUUAAAGGAACAUUAGACAAAUUUAGAAAUUGUCUCGAAACGACUAUGAUGUUCCAAAUUACUAUGAUGCAGCUGUAGAUUUUCAUAAAAAAAAAUUCGAAGAAUAUGUAAUUUUAUGGCGUUUGAACCCUGAAAAGGGCAAAAGACACCUAUUUUUAAAGGCGCAUAGCUAAAAAUAUCCCGAAGCGAAAAAUAUGUCUUUUUUCGAAGUCAUUAAUUGAUUAAUCAAUUUUUUUUAUACUGAAUAUUUUUUUUAAGGAACGGCAUUUGUAUUCGGGUUCAUCGCCACGCCGCCAAAUAUCUGCGGCCUGACCCCGGUCUUCAUUUUUACGGUACUUCUUCAUUUUAGUUCUGGGAUAAUUAAAGGCUCAUAGCUUGAUCUGAUAAAGGUCUCGAGGCGAAGAGUCAUUUUCAGUUUUCUCUCAUAUCACAGAAAAGACCUACGAAAAGCAAACAUCGUCAAAAUGAAAUAAGAGAACAUUUUCAGGCCCUCCAAACUUUGAUCUAUUUUGGUGCUGUCGUUGCUCUACUCUUCUAUUUUGGCGUUAUUCAGGUUCAUUUUUUUAUUUUCUAAUCGAAAAAAUAUUUUUCAGGCAGUUCUGAAAAGACUUUCUUGGUUCAUGAAGCUUCUAGUAGGGACCACUGGAGUGGAGUCAAUGAACGCUUGGGGGACCACUUUUCUGGGGAUGGUGAGAUCAUUUUUUCGAAAUACGUAGGAAAAUUUUGGCGAUGGUUUAUAGUAGAUAGAAUUUAAGAAUAUCACCAUGAGGGUCAAAAAAUAAGGGAGUUUUGACCACAAUUUUUUAUUUAUCUCCAGUUUUUCGAAAGACUUACUUUUGAGUAAUUUUUGUCUCGUUUCUUUAAGGAUCGAAUCCGGUUUAAAAUUGAUUUACUCCAUAAAAGAAUUAUGAUUAAUUUAUUGCAAAUCCAAAAAAAACCUUGGAAAAACAGUCAUUCCGACUGCGUCAUAAUUAUUGACUCCUGGUGGAUUAUUUGCUAUCCUUACAACCAAAAAAAGCUUAUAUAUGAUAUUCACACUCAUUCCCAUUGAAAUUCAGUAAAAAUAGCAUCACUCAAAAUUUUUCAAUGCUAAUCUGGACAUUGAAAUGAUAGAACAUUCAUACUUUUGACUGCGUCUUAAUUAUUGGCUCCGUCUAGCUUUUUAUUUAAAAAAAUUUUUUUUCCGUGUCGAACCGGAUUUUAUUUUCUUUUUGAAUUGAAUCUAUUUACAGUCAGAAGCUCCGAUAAUGUUGGCCCCAUACUUGGGAAAAGUGACGGCUUCGGAAAUGCAUGCGAUUUUGGCCAGCGGCUUCGCCUGUACCUCUGGGACCGUUUUCGCGGCUUACAUCUCUCUCGGAGCUUGUCCAGAGUGAUUUCUUACUUCAUAACUUGAUUUUCUCGGAAAUUAUCAAAUUUCGAGCUAAGAAAUUCCUUUUUAGCUACCUUCUGACGUCAUCUCUGAUGUCAGCCCCCUGUUCUCUGGGUUGUGCGAAGCUACUCUUUCCAGAAACAGAAAAGACUGAAUCAGACGAAGAAGAAUUGGAAAUUGGUCAUGGGUCAGUUUUUCACAAUAAAAUCAAAAAGAACCGGGAUAAAGUGUAAAAUGCGCUCUAUGGAUGAAAACUGCUACAGAAAAAGGUAGUUUUGAAAGUUAUCGGAAUAAAGUUAAAAUUUUCCUGCUCUUAAAAUCUCAGAAGUUUCAAACGCAGUAUUGGAGUAAUGUGACUUUUGAGCGAAAUUCUUAUAGAUUUCUGAGAAAAAGAAUGAAUUAAAGAAAAAAAGCUCAAAAUCUCAAGCAAUUUCGCUCUAGUGAUUCAAUGUAAUGUAUGUUCAAUGUAUCAACAUGCUAGACACUCCAAAAGGUUCUUGGAAAAAAAAGUUGCGACUGAAACUUGAGCAAAAAAUAGCCGCUGAGUAAUUCAAAAGUGCGCUCUACCGAUAACAACUAUUCCGAAGUUAUUCAAAAUUUUUUAAAAGUUCCUCAAAAUCGAAUGAAUAUUCAUGAUUCUAUCGAACAUCGAUAACUUGUGAAAAAAAUUCCAAAAAAAGGUAAUUUUUCUUGAAAAUUCAGUGAUUUCAUUGCAGAAAAACCGUAAGCGAUAGAUUUUCUAUAAAUCGUUUGAAUUUUUCCAGCAACAAAGGAAUCCUGGAAAGUCUAUCGGCCGGCGCGACGGCCAUGGUUCCGGUCGUUUUUUCGAUUGGCGCAAAUUUGGUGGCGGCCCUUGGAAUUCUGGGUUUUUUUGAACGACGUUGUCAAUUAUGCGGGCAGUCUACUUGGCUAUGAAAAUUGGUCUUUUUCAGGUAAUUUGAUUUGAAAAAAACAAAGCAAAGAAAAGCAUCUGGAAAGAUUCGAAAAAAACAGGGAUUUCUGAAUUUUUUUCGCAAAAUAAUUGAACAUUAUUCCAUUUUUUUAAUACUCUUCCCAGUUCAAGUUUUUUUAAAAUGAUAAGAUUUAUAAGGGGAAAAUUUUUCAGAUGAUUUUCGGCUAUAUUCUGUUUCCUGUCGCCUACUUGAUGGGCGUCACCGGGGAUAGCGAGCAAACUUUGAGGUGAAUUUCCGGAAAAAGGCCUUUUUUAACAGGUUUGAGGUCUUUUCUGAUCUAAAAACUCUACAAAAACUUCGAAAAAUCACUUUUUUCAGAGUCGCUGAGUUAAUGGGAACAAAAACGAUCGUCAACGAGUUCGUGGCUUACAAAGAAAUGGGCGAAAUGCAGACUAAAAAUCAGCUUCUGGUAACUUUAUUUUUCAAAAUUAUAGAUCGUUUCGAAUUAUUGUUCUAUCAGAAAAAUCUCAAGCUUUUUAUGGAAAGUUUUAUAACUACAUUCAAACAGACAAUCGUUUUCAAGCGAUUUUUAUGAAUUUUUUAUUUUUUGACAAUGGCGCGAAUUUUCUCAUUCAUUUUCAGCCUCGAUCGGCGAUGAUUGCGACCUACGCUCUGUGCGGUUUCUCCAACAUUUGCAGCAUGGGAAUGCAAAUCGAGACUUUAGGUAAGUAAGCCUAACUGGAUUUCUAAAGGCGCAUGGGUGGGUCUAAAAAAGGUCCUAGCGCGAAAAAGGUAGUUUAAAUCAAAUACUCAGCUUUCGAACUGCUCAGCAUGUGUUUUUGAUGAACGGAAGUGUUAAGGAACGGAGAUAAUCAAUAAAUUUAAUAAAUUAAAGUUUUUAGGAGCCCUGGCCCCGGCAAAAAAGUCGAUAAUCGUUGAUGUCGUCGUUCGGGCUCUGAUGGCCGGAGCCAUUGCUUGCUUCAUGAAUGCUACUGUUGCGGGUUGAGUCUUUAAAAUGCGGACAUUCUUUUAUUUCGAUGAUUUGCAGGGAUUCUAAUCGAUAAUCCGACGUUUUGUACUGUUGGCAGUGGCAAUAAUGGCACUUGUUUCGCGAUUCCUAGUUAA